This is a messenger RNA of Penicilliopsis zonata CBS 506.65, 1696 nucleotides long. RefSeq lists its product as hypothetical. Gene Ontology annotation, biological process: amino acid transmembrane transport. The record is from RefSeq and is a predicted model, not a curated record. The transcript has a single exon. Gene Ontology annotation, molecular function: amino acid transmembrane transporter activity. Gene Ontology annotation, cellular component: membrane. NCBI's taxonomy places the organism in Eukaryota, Fungi, Ascomycota, Eurotiomycetes, Eurotiales, Aspergillaceae. The coding region runs from base 93 to 1685 and encodes 530 amino acids.
CUACUCUAUUCAUUCCUUGUCUACCACGAUAUUGUAAUACGAUAUUAUAUACUCCGUAUACUCCGUAUACUCCGUAUACUCCAGCUACGACCAUGUCAAAAGAUGAAGAAAAAGCCCCCAGUCCAGACGAAACGGACGUCCAGGCCGGCUUGAUGGACGAACGAGACACCCUCCGCCAGGGCCUCCACGAACGACACAUCCAGAUGAUCGCCCUCGCCGGCACCAUUGGAACCGGCCUGUUCCUCAGCUCCGGGCGCGCCAUUGCCAACGGCGGCCCGCUGGGCGCCUUUCUGGGCUACACCAUCAUCGGCGCGUCGCUGUCAUCGGUGCUGUUUGCCGUCGGCGAGAUGGGCGCCCUGGUGCCGCUGAGCGGGGGGAUUGUGCGAUACGCGGAAUACUUCUUCGAUCCGGCGCUGGCCUUUGCCAACGGCUGGAACCUGGUGUACAGCUAUCUCGUCAGCAUCCCCGCCGAGAUCGUCGCCGCCGCCGUGCUGGUCGAGUUCUGGGUCACCAUCAGUCCCGCCGUGUGGGUGACCGUCUUCGGCCUGUUGAUGCUGCUGACGGCGCUGCUGUUCGUCCGCGUCUACGGCGAGCUGGAAUACGGCUUUUCCAUCCUCAAGAUCCUGCUGAUCGUCGGCAUCAACAUCAUGGCGCUGGUCAUCACCUGCGGCGGCGCGCCGAACCACGAGGCCAUCGGCUUCCGAUACUGGAACCACCCGGGCCCCUUUGUGCAGUAUCUCGGCAUCAAGGGCUCGCUGGGCCGCUUCCUGGGCUUCUGGACCGUCCUGAACAACGCCCUGUACUCCUACUCCGGCAUCGAGACCAUCACCACCGCCGCCGCCGAGACGAGGAACCCGCGCCGGGCCAUCCCGCAGGCCGCCAAACGCAUCUUCAUCCGCAUCGCGCUCUUCUACAUCAUCACCAUCUUCAUGGUCGGCCUGAUCGUCCCCUCCAACAACCCGGACCUGCUGUCCAUCGACUCGGGCAACGCCAGCGAGUCGCCCUUUGUCAUCGCCGCCAAACUCGCCCACAUCAACGUCGUGCCCUCCAUCAUCAACGCCGUCGUCCUCACCUCGGCCUGGUCGUCCGGCAACUCCAACAUGCUCGGCGGCUCGCGCAUCCUCUACGGGCUCGCCAUGCACGGCCACGCCCCCAGCAUCUUCAAGCGCAUGAACCGCUUCGGCGUGCCCGCCAUCGCCGUCGGCCUGUUCGGCGUCUUCAUGACGCUGGGCUACACCGCCGUCUCCAGCACGGCAAGCACCGCCUUCGACUGGCUACAGGAUCUGGUCAGCAUCUCCACCCUCAUCAACUGGAUGAGCAUCUGUAUCGUCUACCUGCGUUUCUACUACGCCUGUCGCAAGCAGGGCAUCGACCGCAACCGCGAGCUGCCCUGGGCCGCUCCCUGGCAGCCGUGGACGACGUGGGCCUCGUUGAUCCUCUUCACCAUCCUCUUGAUCACCGGCGGGUACGCAACGUUUAUCCACGGGGAAUGGAGCGAUGAGACCUUCAUUACGGACUAUAUCAACAUUCCCAUCAUUCUGGUCCUCUACUUUGGGUACAAAUGGACCAAAAAGACCAAGAUUGUCUCGCUGGAGGAGAUGCCCAUUCGACAGUGGAUUGACAUCUAUCAGUCCGAGCCUGUUGUUGAGGAGCGGUCGAAUUUCAUCGAGCUGUUGUGGAAAUAGAUUCUCAUACG